This is a messenger RNA of Diospyros lotus (date-plum), 1739 nucleotides long. Its product is annotated as BAG family molecular chaperone regulator 8, chloroplastic. Bases 122 to 1414 code for a protein of 430 amino acids. Gene Ontology annotation, biological process: protein folding. NCBI's taxonomy places the organism in Eukaryota, Viridiplantae, Streptophyta, Magnoliopsida, Ericales, Ebenaceae. The transcript has 2 exons. Gene Ontology annotation, molecular function: protein binding. The record is from RefSeq and is a predicted model, not a curated record. Gene Ontology annotation, cellular component: plasmodesma.
GACAUUAGGGUUUUACAGCAUCAUCUAAUGACUUUGCUCUGAGCUCAAAUCCCAGAUGUCCCCCCUGUAGCGUCAAAACCCACGAGCACCAUCGUCCCUGUCUCCGCCGGAUUCCCUUCCGAUGGCUGCCCGCCACCACCACUGCCACCCCGCCACCGCCAGCUGCAGCUGCUGCUGCUGCUACACCACGUGCUGCGACGGUCCACAACCCGACUCACUUCUCCAAUCCUUAUCUUCUCACUUCCGCCACCCUCCGUCCCAACCCUACCCACCUUCCAAUUCCCAAAGCUUCCACCACCACCACCAUUACCACCAGGAAACGCCUUUCUACCCACCUCCAGCCCACCACCAACACAGACAGGAACAGUUUCAGGCCCAACCCACCGUCUCCUCUCUGCUCCGCCGCAUCGCGGCACUCGAGUCCGCCCUCCGGCGCCAGGCUUCUGUCAACUCUUCCUCUCCUUAUUCCCUCCGUGAUGCUGCCGCGCGUACCAUCCAGACCCAUUUCAGGGAGUUUCUGGUUCGUAGAUCACGAAAGCUCCGCCAGCUGAAAGAUCUCGCUUCCAUCAAGUCGACUCUCAAUGCUCUCAAGGCCUCAGUUUAUGACGACGUCCGUCCCUAUUCUCGAUCGCUCUCCCGGCGAGCUCUGGGCUUGCUUCACAAGCUCGAUUCUAUCCAGGGUGGUGAUCAGAUGAUUAGGGAUCAUAAAAGAUCGAUUAGCAGAGACUUGAACCGAUUUCUGGAGUUUCUUGAUGGGGAAAGGAACAAGGUUUCAAGUGUCGUGGUGAAGAAUGUGAAAUUCGGCAGGGUUGGCAACAAAUCUAGGGUAUUUUGCAGUGGCCAGAAGAUUGGUGCCGCUAAAUUUGUGGAUCCGGCUGGAGGUGAGAGAGAUUUGAUAGAGAAACUGAAGAGCCGGGUAGAGAAAAAAGAUGGGUUUUUUGAGGAAGAUGGCAUUGAGAUUGAGCUUGGCAACCCUAGAAUUUCCAUAAAAGGAAAUGCGGGUUUGCUGAAGAGGCAAGGUGGGGAUCAAGCCAAAGUUAAGAAAACCGUGAGCUUUGCAGAUAAUGGGACAGUCUAUAGGUUUACUCCAGUUAGUCAAGAGCUUUCAAGUGAAGAAGUGAGUGGUUCCAGUUCCAUUGACGAUGAGAACGAGCUUGCGGGCAAUCUCUGUAGAGAAGUUCAGGAAAUUGGUGGGGAUGAAGAUGAAGAGGCCGGGGAAGGAGAGUCGCCUGAAAUCAGCGACGUUGAGAGAAUCCCGAGAAGGAUUUUGAGAGCUGGAGAAGACAGCUACUUAACCGGCGGAUAUGAUCAGGAUGAUGAUGGAAGUUAUGUGUCCUCUGCUCCAGUGCCUGGGAAGAUGGAACCCAGAUCUGCAGUGAGGAAGAGUUGGAAAGCGACGAAGAUUGUUAAUUGAAGCGCCAUAACAUGGGUUUUGAUUUCAGUCCUGAAUCUUCUCUUCUACUUGUUGGUUGUUUGGGGCUUCUUGUUGAAUAAAAAGAAGACAGUGUGUUUGUUCCACAUUUGGGCUGAUUGUUUCUGCCAAGGGGAUGUUAUAAACUUGUAAUAUCUCUCUCUCUCUCUCUCUCUCCCUCUCUGUGGUGUGGAUAGAGAGAGUCUUCGAUGUUGAAUGAAUCACCAUUCCCACGUGGUUCUAUUCUAUCUUGACCUUUUGUCUGCUUUUCUUUCCCAUGUGGAAGUACAACACUAAUCAAUACAUGGUAAUUGUUUUUUCUCCUUUA